Tripterygium wilfordii is the source of this 2048-nucleotide messenger RNA. Its product is annotated as laccase-4-like. Lineage: Eukaryota; Viridiplantae; Streptophyta; Magnoliopsida; Celastrales; Celastraceae. The coding region runs from base 50 to 1726 and encodes 558 amino acids. Gene Ontology annotation, cellular component: apoplast. The transcript has 6 exons. Gene Ontology annotation, biological process: lignin catabolic process. The record is from RefSeq and is a predicted model, not a curated record. Gene Ontology annotation, molecular function: hydroquinone:oxygen oxidoreductase activity; copper ion binding.
GAUUCAAAACAACAAAACCUAGUAAAGCCCAAAUAUCAAAGUGGAUCAUAUGGAGGUCUCUUAUUGUCUUAGAUUUCUGCUUCUCAUUGCCUGCCUUUCUCCAGCUUUGGUCGAAUGCAGGGUCCGGCACUACACCUUCAAUGUGGUGAUGAAAAAUACUACCAGACUAUGUUCAAGUAAGCCUAUUGUCACUGUCAAUGGGAAGUUCCCAGGACCCACUCUUUAUGCCAGGGAAGAUGACACAGUGCUUGUUAGGGUCAUCAACAAAGUCAAGUAUAAUGUCUCUAUUCACUGGCAUGGCAUCCGGCAACUCCGAACCGGCUGGGCUGAUGGACCUGCAUAUAUUACCCAGUGCCCAAUCCCUCCAAGGCAAAACUAUGUGUACAAUUUCACCAUUACAGGCCAGAGAGGCACACUCCUCUGGCAUGCACACAUUCUCUGGUUGAGGUCCACUGUCCAUGGUGCCAUUGUUAUCUUGCCUAAACGUGGUGUCCCAUAUCCAUUCCCAACUCCCCACAAAGAAGUUGUGGUUAUAUUAGCUGAAUGGUGGAAAUCGGACACUGAAGCUGUGAUUAAUCAAGCUCUCAAAUCUGGAUUGGCACCAAAUGUCUCUGAUGCUCACACUAUCAAUGGCCAUCCUGGAACCCUCUCAACUUGUCCUUCACAAGGUGGGUUCACAUUGCCAGUCCAAAGUGGGAAGACAUACAUGCUAAGGAUAAUCAAUGCUGCACUCAAUGAAGAGCUCUUCUUUAAGAUUGCUGGGCACCAGCUCACCAUUGUAGAAGUUGAUGCCACAUAUGUCAAACCAUUCAAAACAGACACAAUCCUGAUUGCUCCUGGCCAAACAACUAAUGCUCUCAUCACUACAGAUCAAAAUACUGGCAAGUACUUGGUUGCUGCAGCACCCUUCAUGGACUCGCCUAUCGCGGUUGAUAACGUGACCGCCACUGCCACCUUGCACUAUUCUGGUACACUUUCUAAUGCUGCCACAACCCUCACCACCCCACCACCACAAAAUGCCACAGCAGUCGCGAACAAGUUUACUAACUCUCUUAAAAGCCUUAAUUCACAAAAAUACCCAGCCAAAGUCCCAUUGAAGAUCGAUCACCAUCUGUUUUUCACAGUGGGUCUAGGAGUUAAUCCUUGUCCAACUUGCAAAGCCGGCAACGGAAGCAGAGUGGUUGCUAGUGUUAACAAUGUCACAUUUGUUAUGCCAACCACAGCUUUGCUACAAGCACAUUUUUUCAACAUUAGUGGGGUAUUCACCACUGAUUUUCCUAGAAACCCACCACAUAAAUUCAACUACACGGGAACUCCACCAGCAAAUUUGCAGACUACAAAUGGAACAAAGGUCUAUAAGCUGAAAUACAAUUCUACCGUUCAACUUGUUAUGCAAGAUACAGGAAUCAUAUCCACUGAGAACCAUCCAGUCCAUUUACACGGCUUCAACUUCUUCGCUGUCGGUAGAGGAGUUGGAAAUUACAAUCCAAAGACAGACCCUAACAAUUUCAAUCUUGUUGAUCCUGUCGAAAGGAACACAAUUGGAGUACCCUCUGGUGGAUGGGUUGCUAUUCGAUUCCGUGCAGAUAAUCCAGGAGUUUGGUUCAUGCAUUGUCAUCUAGAAGUGCACACAACAUGGGGACUAAAGAUGGCAUUUUUGGUUGACGAUGGCAAAGGCCCUAAUGAGUCACUCCUGCCGCCUCCUAGUGAUCUGCCAAAAUGUUGAGAUAAAUCCACAAACAAGAAGAGAAAAUCAACGUGAAGAAGCAGAGAGUUCGUUAAAAAAAUAAACAGCAGUUCGAAGAUUCGUGAAGGAGAAGUUGUUCGUAGGAGCUCCUCCUUCUGCCUAGGCCUUUUGGCUUAAUAAAACUGUUUGAGCAGUCUGAUAACAUUAUACAUUGCAUUCUUUUUCUACCUUCGUAUCGAUUGAUUCGUGUACUAAAGAUAGAAUAUCUGAGCUUUUGAUAUUGUAUUUAAGUUCCGAAAGGGAUUUACCUUCUCUGCGUGGUCGCUCAAAUUGUUCAAUACGAAUUAUUUUCACAGACCAA